AAUUAACUGAAAUGUGUUAGUCACACGCGAUAUUUCACUUGGCUCAAGGGGGGGCGCUGCAUCAUUCGUGGUGGACGACAUGUUCACUGUUGCCUUGUUUUUAUUUUCAAUAAUAUCAACAGAUUUUUUUUUAUACAUAUCUUUUUCUUACAUUUGUUAAAAUAUCAUUGAUUUCAAUCAUCUCUGACGCCUCCCUGUCGGGUUGAGGAGGCGGAGUGGCUUGCUUGCUAAACCAGCAACAACCUACUUAGGCUAGCUGAUGUGGCUGGAGGCUAGCUAGCUGUCAGCAGAGGUCUGAAAUUACGGAAAUUGUCAUUCAAUCAUUUUGCUUGCUCUUCAAGGACCCACUCCAUGUGACCUUUGACAGUCCUGCUGAAUGGGAGAAAUGAGGGCCAUUUGUGAGUGAGAAACUUGUGUGUCUCAGUGAUGUGCCAUGGGGUAUGACGUCACCAGGUUCCAAGGGGAGGUGGAUGAAGACUUGCUGUGUCCCAUCUGCAGCAUGGUACUGGAGGAGCCAGUGCAGGCCCCGCACUGUGAGCAUGCCUUCUGCAACGCCUGCAUCACCCAGUGGUUCAAUCAGCAGCAAAUUUGUCCUGUGGACCGCACCGUGGUGACACUGGCUCACCUCCGGCCUGUGCCCCGCAUCAUGCGCAACAUGCUCUCCAAACUCCAGAUUGCUUGUGACAAUGCUGGCUUCGGCUGCACAGCCACACUGCGGCUAGAUCAACUUCAGUCUCACCUGAAGGACUGUGAGCACAACCCCAAAAGGCCCAUCAACUGUGAGGAGGGCUGUGGGUUAGAGAUGCCAAAAGAUGAGAUGUGCAACCACAACUGCAUCAAGCACUUACGUGGUGUGGUACAGCAGCAGCAGACCAAGAUCUCUGAACUGGAGAAGAAUGCUGUAGAGCACAAGCAUCAGCUGGGGGAACAAAAACGGGACAUCCAGCUGCUAAAAGCCUACAUGAGAGCAAUACGCAGCGCCAACCCCAACAUGCAGAACCUGGAGGAGAGCAUUGAGUACAACGAGAUCCUGGAAUGGGUAAAUUCCCUCCAACCUGCGCGGGUGACACGCUGGGGCGGGAUGAUCUCCACGCCAGACGCAGUUCUCCAGGCGGUCAUCAAGCGUUCACUCAUCGACAGCGGGUGUCCUCUUUCCAUCGUUAAUGACCUGAUUGAGAAUGCCCACGAGCGCAACUGGCCGCAGGGCCUGGCCACGCUGGAGACGCGGCAGAUGAACCGGCGUUACUACGAGAACUACGUUGCCAAGCGGAUCCCUGGGAAACAGGCGGUGGUGUUGAUGGCCUGUGAGAAUCAACACAUGGGAGAGGACAUGAUCCUAGAGCCUGGCCUGGUCAUGAUCUUUGCCCAUGGGGUGGAGGAGAUCUUAUAAGAAUGCAAGGAGGGAAGGAGAUUUUAUAAGAAACUAGCCAACAUUAGGAGAAUGUCUAGUAUAGUUUGGCAGAGAGGAGACCAGACAUUUAUGUAAGGGAUUUAUUCCUCUUUAAAAAAAAAUACUCCUCUCUAAAAACAUACAAAUUAUGGGUCUAUUUCUCGAUGGAAAAAAUAUAAAAAUACAUACAUUCAACUUAUCAGGUGCAGGAUAGAAGAACGUAUCAAAGAAAAAAUAAAUGGUAUGCUCCCAUGGUGAUGUAAUCAGACCCUAAAGAAAGAAAAUGUUUUGAUCCAUGAAGAUCCAACUCGGAUCGAAACGUUGUCUUUUUUUGCGUCUGAUUAAAUCACCAUGGGAGCAUACCAGAGUGGCAGACAUAUACAUAUUUGCGUCUGAUUAAAUCAUCAUGGGAGCAUACCAGAGUGGCAGACAUAUAUAUAUUUGCGUCUGAUUAAAUCAUCAUGGGAGCAUACCAGAGUGUCAGACAUAUAUAUAUUUGCGUCUGAUUAAAUCAUCAUGGGAGCAUACCAGAGUGGCAGACAUAUAUAUAUAUUUGCGUCUGAUUAAAUCAUCAUGGGAGCAUACCAGAGUGGCAGACAUAUAUUUGUUUUCAAUUUCACAAUGGUUAUGUAAUUGUUUGUCUUUUGAAAGAUGAAAGUGAAAAGGGGUGGGGGGGGGGGGGAUUAAGCAGAAUGGAAGAUCUGAAAGGAUCCUAAAGUGACCAGAAGAGGAGUAUUACUUACAUAUGAGCUUAAUAUCUUUGCCUUAAAAGGACAUUUCCAAAAAUACACCUGGAAAAAGAACAUAACUGAUGAUAACCAAGAUAUUCUAAGAUGGAAUGUUUACAAGAGUCACAUAAUGUGCUAUUAAAAGCUUUGUCUGAUCUAAGUUCUCGUAGAUUCCCCCAUCCUACGUCUUCUGUUGUGUAAAUAAAUGAGUGUAAGAAAUUAUGUAAAUACAAAUAUUAUAUUGAAAAAAUAUACCCUCUAGCUAUUCUUCUUAUACAAUAAUUAGACAAUGUGAUUUUUGUCUGUUGGUUUCCAUCUGCGUUCACACAGGAAGCACAAUUCUGAUUUAUUUUCCCACUAAUUGGUCUUUUGGCCAAUCAGAUCUUUUCACAUCAGAUCAUUUCCAGAGCUGAUCUGAUUGGUCAAAUUAGUGAAAAAAAGAUCAGAAUUGGGCUAUCUGUGUAAACAUUGGCCAUGUGUUUCAGGAUGCUACCUGGACAUGUUUUGCUUACUCCAGCAUUGUUUUUCUGUGAAUAUGUCAUGAUGUUUAGCUUAUUUUUUUGUGCCAUGCAUUUUAUUUAUUUAUUUGGAAGACUAUGCUUGAAGAUGUUUCCGUGUUAUGUAAAUACAAUUAAGCUCAUAAUUGUCCUUUUGCUUCUGUUGUACAUAGUCAACAUAAAGUUGGGUCCAACUGACAUUAAACGUUUGGGAUGUAACAUUGUGUAGCCUAAUCUGAUUUAUUUCAAUCACGAUUGAAGCUUUUUUUGUGUUUUUGACUGUUUUUUUUUUACCAAACUAUUAUCUAAAGGAUUUUAAUAACUGAAUGAAACUAAAAUAACAAACGAAAAGGGACUUGAUCUAAAGACAUGGAGUAAAAAAAUAAAAA
Salvelinus fontinalis (brook trout) is the source of this 3004-nucleotide messenger RNA. Its product is annotated as E3 ubiquitin-protein ligase NRDP1. Lineage: Eukaryota; Metazoa; Chordata; Actinopteri; Salmoniformes; Salmonidae. Bases 434 to 1390 code for a protein of 318 amino acids. Gene Ontology annotation, cellular component: plasma membrane signaling receptor complex. Gene Ontology annotation, biological process: protein K63-linked ubiquitination; positive regulation of JNK cascade; tumor necrosis factor-mediated signaling pathway. Gene Ontology annotation, molecular function: ubiquitin protein ligase activity; zinc ion binding. The record is from RefSeq and is a predicted model, not a curated record. The transcript is spliced from 7 exons.